Molecule: messenger RNA, 2197 nt
Organism: Rhizophagus irregularis DAOM 181602=DAOM 197198
Lineage: Eukaryota; Fungi; Glomeromycota; Glomeromycetes; Glomerales; Glomeraceae
Source: RefSeq, a predicted model, not a curated record
GUUUAAUAUCCUGUUAAUUAAAAUUAAUAUAGUAGCACCAUAAUUUACUAAGCAAUUUCCCAGCGUAACCUAAAAAAGUCUGAAAAUCACGUGACUUUUACACUUCCAUUUUUCAAUUUUUCAGAUGUAUCUGUGGGGCUUGUGAAUUUUUUUGUAACAAAAAUCCUAUUCGUAACGCCCGUAUCUGCCAAAUAUGUGCCACACCUAUUUCAACAUCUUUUCUUUAGGUUACGCUGGAAAUACUAAAAAAUUCCUCCGUCAGUAUGAAGAAGUCACGUGAUUUCGGGACAUUUUUCCAUUAUGCACCACCGCGCCUAAUUGAAUAUUCUCUAAUAAAUCUAAUCAUUAGUCACGUUACACACAUUAGUUAAAAUGAAUCUGUGAAACACUAUCGGAAUCACCGUUCCGAAAAUUAUUAUAUGGUCGACAUCAUCACACCAUAGUAAAUAAAUACCCCUCCUCUUUUUUCUCUUCGCUUAUAAUAUGGCAUGUUCAAAAAUAUUAUCAGGAGACUUACCUGAAUUAACAUAUGAUAUUAUAAAAUAUUUACUGGAUGAUUUUUCAACUUUACAUUCAUGCAUUUUAGUUAACAGAUUAUGGUGUCGUUUAGCGAUUCCAUUAUUAUGGGAAAAUCCUUUUUCAAUUCCUACAAAAAAUUACAAAUUUAUUGAAAUUUACUUACUUAGUUUAAAUGAUGAUUUUGAAACAAAGCCUUCAAACACACUGUUCAAUUAUCCUAGUUUUUUAAAAUAUUUAAAUAUAUGGAAAUUUAUGAUUUGUGUUGAAAUAUGGUCUAGAAAUGCUAUUAGAACCUUAAAACCUGAAAGAUAUUUUAUAUAUGAUACAUAUAAAUAUUCAAAAACUGAAUUUAUGAAAUUAAUUAGUAUAUCAUUAUUUAAAAUAUUUAUUGAAAAUGAAGUAACUUUACAUACACUUGAUAUUGAUAUUAGCGAUCAUCGUUAUUAUUGUUCCUAUUUUAAUGAUAUUUUUGAAUUAAUUUUACAAAAUGGUACAAAUUUCAUUCAUAAUAUUAAAAAUUUAAAAUUUUGUACUAGUACUCAUAGUUCAUUUGAUAAUGAAGAUAUGUUGCUUAAAAAUCGUAUAUCACAAAUAAUUGAUACACAUCAAAAUCUUAAAAUAAUUUUAUUAUGUCAUAAUUAUUUACCUUUAUAUCAAUCAUUAUUGUUAUCAAAAAAUUCUAAUUGUUCAAAUACUUUAAAUACUAUCAUGUUUUAUCAUAUCAAUUUUGGGAGUAUAUUUAAUAUAGAUAUAUUAUUUGAACAAUUAAAUGUUUUAGAAUCUGUUCAUAUCUUUUUUUGUUAUUCUUUAAAUAGUUUUAUUCAAAAAAUUAUUAAUUUACCUAAACCAUUUAAAUUAAAAUCUUUAUUUAUAAAUGAGAAAUUACGAAUUGAAUUAUUACCAUUAUUGUUACAAAAAUCUGGUGAUUAUUUAGAGAAUUUUGAAUGUGAACUUAAUUAUGAUGAACAAAGAUUAUUAGAAUUAAUUACAAAAUAUUGUAAAAAUAUCAAAUUUCUUGAUAUAUAUGGAUUUGAAAAUCAUUUUACUUCUCUAAUAUUCAAUUUAAUUGAAAAUAUUAAACAAAAUCUUAAUUAUCUUUCGAUCGGUGUAGAUUAUCAAAAUGGUAAUAUCGAAUCUAAUUCAAUAUUAUUACAAAAUUUAGGACAAAUCCUUCCUCCUAAAUUAGAAUAUUUAAAUUUAGUUCUUUACUUUAAAGUAAAUGAUUUUAAAGUUUUCUUAAGAAAUUCUCAAGGAACUUUUAUUAAGAAAUUGUUAAUAAAUCAAAAAGGUAGUGAUGAUAUUUUACAUUGUAUAAAGGAAUUUAUUAUGAAGGAAAAAAGAGUCAAAUAUUUGGCUAUAAGGAAUUCUAAUGAUGGUGAAUUACGUCGUUUUGAAAAUGAAGCAAAGGAAUUUGAGUUAUAUAAUAUUAAAUUACAAUAUUAUUAUGCCAUAUUUAUUUAUUCUUAUAAUUAUAUGAAGGAGCUUUAUUAAUUAUUUGAUAGCGAUUUAAAUUAUUAUAUAUUAACAUUCAUCAUUAUAAAUAAAAACCCAAAAUUUUUAUUAGUUUAUACUAUAAUUUGACAUGUUUUAUUUUAUACUUUGCAAUUUAUCUACAAUGUAAAUAUUCAAUUCUCACGCAAUCUGUCCUCCGCAUAAUUGGGGAGAAUGUUGAUCUUAG